Molecule: messenger RNA, 935 nt
Organism: Alosa sapidissima (American shad)
Lineage: Eukaryota; Metazoa; Chordata; Actinopteri; Clupeiformes; Clupeidae
Product: TOG array regulator of axonemal microtubules protein 1-like
Exons: 5
Coding region: 275-769 (164 amino acids)
Biological process (GO): microtubule cytoskeleton organization
Cellular component (GO): cytoplasmic microtubule; cilium
Molecular function (GO): microtubule binding
Source: RefSeq, a predicted model, not a curated record
AUAGUCUAGGCUACGUUAACACAUAGGAUUUACAUGGCAAGAGUUGGUAAGUAGCUGGAGAUAGAAUACUUGAACCAAGUCCAUGUAUUACCAUGUUCCUCUGAUGUGAGUGUGUUGUUGGUGCUGCUGCAGGGGGAAGAAGAUCGAGGCCCUGAUCUCCAUCAGGUCUCUGGCUCAGCACCACGCCAACGUGCUGCUGCCCAGGCUGCAUGAUGUUUGUCUGGCCGUCAAUCAAGAGGUGAAGAACCUGCGCUCAGUGGUGUCCCAUGCUGCCAUGGUGACGCUGGCCCACCUGUUUGCUCACCUGGGGCAGGACAUGGAUGCGGAGGCCGAGGGCGCAGCCCGGACACUGCUGCCGAAGGCUGGAGAGUCCAGCAGCUUCAUGAAGGACAUGGAUCUGGCCCUGGGGUACAUGGUGUAUAACACCAACCCCAUCCGCAGCAUGAACGCUCUCAUCAACGGAGGGCUCAGUCACAAACAUACAGCCGUGAGGAAGAGCACUGCACGGCACCUGGAGAAAGUGACGGAGGUCAUAGGGGCAGCUCGUCUCCUGUCCGGCAAAAACGACCUGACUGCCCGCUUCAUCCAUACUGCCAGCUGCUUGGCCCUUGACAACGCACUGGAAGUCAGGAAUCAGGCCCGUAACAUUCUGUCUGUAGUGGCCUCCCAUCCCGACCUCAUCAAGAUGGUGGAAAGGUUCGCCCCUCUGAGUGAUCAAAUCCGCAUGAAGGACUUUAUUAACAAAUGCCAGAAAAGACCUUUGCGUUGAAGUGGACAUCAGAGCCAGGGCGAGACCGCACCCACGGGGUCACAGACACACACACAACACCACCAUGUGUGACAAAACACACACACACACACACAGGGCAGUGCUGCAGAGAUACGCAAAUGCACAUCCGUUUCCCACAUAAAAUAAAGAAACAAAAAUGAAAAAA